UUGAAGAGGGCUGUGGGGCACAGGUGAGCACAGAUCCCUGUUUCCACCCGCAUGGGGAGAACUUCCCACAUCUUGUUUUCUUGGACAGUAGCUGAUAGAGAAGAAAUGAAUUCAACCGUCUUAAUGAAACUAUCAGUGCAGAAACCCUUCAAGUAGGGAUCUGAAUGUAGCUUCAGAUGGGAUUUUCUUCCUUCUGCCUUUUUUUUCCUACCUCUCACCUGUCUUUACCAAAGCAGCCUCCUCAGGGAGCUCACAGAAUGGAGGGAACUAGAGAGAAGGGGGGAGAGGCAACUCAGCAGACAUAGCAGAAUGCUGGGUUGAUGACGGAAAUAAACCUUUGCCUGGUACCUGGUUGAUGCUCUCAGCAACCGUGUGAGGGAGUUGUGCUAUUGACUCCAUUUCACAGAUGAAGAGACAGAGUUAGUGAGGUUAAGUGAUUUUUUUUUUCCUCCAAGAUUUAAGUAGCAUGGGCAAGAUUUCAACCCAGUUUUCAGACUCUUAAAUUCCAUGUCCUGGCUCUGGACCACCUUGCUUUUCAGAAUGAAUCAGGCCUCUUGCAAGAAAGGGCCACUGUAUUUCAUUUGUGUCUUCAACUCCUUUGUACGGAGUGCAGAGCUAGCACAUCAGUGUAUCCGAUGUUGGCUGAUUAAUGACCGAGUGUCCUUCAGCCCCCAUCCCACUCCCCUAGUCUGCAGGAAGACUCAGGGCGAAUGGAAUGUACUGUAGAAUUGGGGUAGAAAGAUACAUAGAUGUGCUCUAAAAUGAAGUGGCUCUAGGGUAUCUCAAGGUUGCUGCUGAUUUGGAAAAUUGACUGAGGAACCUAAGAGCAAAAGAUGUAUUUAUGCCAUUUUCUAUAUUUCCACGUGUGGCGUUUCACCUUCUUAGAGUGGUUCAUUCUGUAUAAUGGUUUGUCUCUUUCUCUUUUGUAGCUAGCCCACCUGACAUUUCCAUGGUUGCUUCUUAUCCCUGUCUCCGUAUCUUCCUUCGUUGUGGUUCCUUCCUUCUGGGGAUGAACCAGGAGUCUUCCCCAGGGAAGCUGGAUUAUUCCAGACUGUCAUCUUUCUCAGCCCUCCCUUUCCCCUUAGGUUCCCACUCUUUCCUUUGAGUGUUCUAACCUCUCGAGCCUCACUCCCAGCUAGCUGUCUGUUCCCGUUACCUGGUCCACCUCAGAUAACUGCAUGCUCCACCUCGUGAUUUCCACAGCAGUACGUGAGAGCAAGAGAGUCUAAAACCUGUGCCUGAAUAAGGCUUAUUGACAUGUGCGUGGAGAACUGUGGUCCGAGUUUCCAGUCUCUGAUUGUGAAGAAGGAAUUUGUUAAAGACAGUCUAGUUAAGCUGCUGAAUCCCAGAUACACCUUGCCAGUAGAUAUUCAGAAUAGAAUUUUGAAUUUUAUUAAGACUUGGUCGCAGGGCUUCCCAGGAGGCGUGGAUGUAAGUGAGGUGAAAGAAGUGUACCUGGAUCUUCUUAAGAAAGGUGUUCAGUUUCCUCCAUCAGAUGCGGAGGCUGAAGCGGCCAGAGAAGAGACUGCUCAGAUCUCACCAAGUCCGUCAGCAUCCGUUCCUACCGCACCAGCUCUUUAUUCUAUGGUUCCCAAGAGCUCCACCAUUACACUGGUCCCAGAACAGAUCGGAAAACUGCACAGCGAAUUGGAUAUGGUGAAAAUGAACAUGAGAGUCAUGUCUGCCAUACUGAUGGAGAAUAUUCCUGGGUCUGAAAACCGGGAAGACAUGGAGCUUCUGCAGAAACUUUAUAAGACUGGUCGGGAGAUGCAGGAGAGGAUCAUGGACCUGCUGGUGGUGGUGGAGAAUGAGGAUGUCACUGUUGAGCUGAUUCAAGUGAAUGAGGAUUUGAAUAAUGCCAUCCUUGGGUGCGAGAGGUUUACUCGAAACCAACAAAGGAUUUUGGAGCAAAAUAAGAACCAGCGGGAAGAUGCCAAUGCUACCAGUGAACCUUCUGCCCCGUCCUCUGAUCUCCUUGACCUAAGUCCCAGCCCUCGGAUGCAUAGGGCCUCUUUGGGAGAACUCAACACCCUGAAUGCUCAGCUUUCAGACUUAAAUUUCAGCUCUCCAAGUCCUGUUGUAACAAACAGCUUGAAACCCAGUCUUCAUGCACAGGUGGAUUUACUAGCCUUGGAAAACACAGAAACACCCCUGUUUGCCCAAAGGACCAGCCAAAACCUCGCCUCAAGCCAUACGUAUGAGAGUAUUCCGGAAUAUUCAAAUUCAGUAUUACUGCAGCCGGUUAGUCUCCAGAACAUCCCAGCAACACCAUCAAACCAGACACUGCCCUCCUUGCCCAGCAAUCAUCCAGCGAUGUCAAAGAACGAUCUCCGGCCACCCAAUUACUACGAGGUAAUGGAAUUUGAUCCCUUAGCGCCUGCUGUCACUACAGAAGCUAUUUAUGAAGACAUUGAUGUCCAUCACCAUAAAGGAGCUCAAAGUCACAGUGACUGCUGAGGGACGUGGAUGACCGGCUCACCAGCUGCAUUACAGGUGCCAAUUCUCUAAAAGGUAGACUGAGUCCAGCUUUGAGACCCAGAAGACAAGACCUGCCAACACAUCAAAACCAUGGUGGCACGUUUCUCCUCUGCAGUAAUGAAGUUUAAACAGAAGAGUAGCAGUUCCAGAGUAACAUUAAUGGUUCCUGACAGCAACGCAAGCUUUAUCUCAAGAGAACUUGGUUGUAAUGUACAUUCACUUAAAAUUGUAGCAGAAGAAAAAUGCAUGGUAUUGAGGCCAACCAGGUUAAGUGUAGCAAAUUAGAACUCAUCACAAGAGCUAGGUUAAGAGUUAAGAAACAUAUUUGAUUACAAAAUAAUUGUUAAUAGAUGAAAGCAUAAAAUGUGAGAAACAAUAUUUAAUUCAGGAAGAACACCGAGUGCCUUCAUUUAACUAAAGUUGAAUGUAAAAGUCAAUUUGCACUUCUUUAUAAAUACUACUCUUGUUUAGAAUUAUAACUGUAAAAGCCUUUAUGAUUGUAAUUUCAUUGUGGUUCAGGUACCCUGAAGAGGUCACUGAACUCUGCAUCAGGUUGCCUUUAAAUAUGAUUCUUCCUAAUACUAAAUGUUCUCUUUUUUUUUCUUUUUGGAAGAAAGACUACUGAAAAACAUUCAGUUAUGUCAUAAAUUACAGUGACAAAUAAAUUACGAUUGAAACAA
Vicugna pacos (alpaca) is the source of this 3158-nucleotide messenger RNA. NCBI's taxonomy places the organism in Eukaryota, Metazoa, Chordata, Mammalia, Artiodactyla, Camelidae. The record is from RefSeq and is a predicted model, not a curated record.